UCCGGGUUACCAAACGCACACUGUUGUCCUGUGACGGCAGAAAUCGUCUGAUUGAUUUGUCUGAAAUUAAUAUUUAUAGUAUUGCAAGACAAAAGAAAUGUCUCGCAAGGCAACAAAUGAAGAUUUAUAUCCAUACCAUUGGUUGGUUUGGCAUAACGAGGUGCAGUCCCUCCGCAGAAAGCUGUCUGAACUUGAUGAUAUAACGUUACAGGAAGUUCUUGAAGCUAAAGAUCCUCGUGGGAGAACACCCCUUCACCUAGCAGUAUCCCUCGGCCACUUAGAGAGUACUAAACUUCUGCUACGUCAUGGGGGACUUGUCAAUGACGUGAACCAGGAUGGAUGGACAGCCCUACAGGAGGCCGUGACUAGUGGUGACCCCGAGAUAGUACAGUCGGUUUUACAGCAUCGUGAUCACCAACGAGCGACAUCCAGAAUUGGUGGUAUUCCACAGCUUCUCAAUAAAUUGAAAUCGGCUCCAGAUUUCUACAUUGAAAUGAAAUGGGAGUUCACAAGUUGGGUUCCCCUGAUGUCCAGAAUCUGUCCUAGCGACACGUACAAAGUAUGGAAAAGUGGACCUAAUGUACGAAUCGAUACAACUCUUAUUGGUUUUGAUAAUAUGAAUUGGAUCAGAGGCAGUAGAAGUUUUAUCUUUAAAAAUGAUGAGGGCAGCAGAUUUAGCUUUGUGGAAGUAGAUCAUGAUCGUCGAGUUCUGUACACGGAAACGUUGGAGCUUCAGGAACACCAUCAAGUGUGCAAUAUGAUCCCAUCGGAAGACAGCAUCGCCGCACGGUUGACCUCGCCAGUUACGAACACCUAUAUUGACACCGAUAAAAUAGAGUUUACAAGAAAUAAAAGUGGCAUUUGGGGUUGGAGACAUGACAAAGUUGAGAAUGUUAAUAAUUUUGAGUGUAAAGUGUUCAGUGCUGGUAAUGUUCAACUAGUAACCAAGACAAGAACAGAACACUUAACAGAAGCAGAUAAAGAGAGAAACAAAGCUGAGACGGCCAGUAUACCAUUUGCAUCACCCCUCCAGUCGUUGCUAGGGACAGCAGAGCAACAACAAGAAGAAAUCAUUGGAGAAACACCUGAAGUUUCACAAGUUAUCAACCCAUCUAAUCCAUCGGAUAUCAAGCCGGAAGAUUAUUUUAAUCCUGACUUUGACAUCUCCGGCCGUGACAUCGGUCGACCGAAAGAAAUGACAACCAAAGUACAAAAAUUUAAAGCUACACUAUGGUUGAGUGAAGAGCACCCUCUAUCGAUGCAGGAACAAGUUCUACCAAUUAUUGACCUCAUGGCAAUCAGUAAUGCACAUUUUGCAAAACUCCGAGAUUUCAUCACACUGCAACUACCUUCUGGUUUUCCUGUUAAAAUAGAGAUACCACUUUUUCAUAUUCUAAAUGCAAGGAUAACAUUUGGAAACUUGUACGGUUUAAAAGACCCAGUUGAAGGUGUUCUGGCUCUGGACGACUCAAAAGAUACGGACGAAGGCAGCGAGGUAGAUGAGGUUCCAGGUGCCAACAAGAAAUGCAUUGUAGAUGAAGCUAUAUUUGAAGCACCUGCAGGCUAUAGCAAGAUAAGAACCGAUCAAGUACGCUAUGAAGAUGAUGAGAUGCUACAAUUUGCCAUACAGCAAAGCUUACUUGAGCAGGAGAAUGGUGGUAACAAUCUCAACUCUUGGGAGCAAGGUGAUUCAGUUAACCGCGUAGUAAUAGGUCAAAGUGCAGAAGAUGAAAUUCUACAGAGGGCAAUACAAGAGAGCCUACAAGAGUCACGUCCAAAUGGCUCAAACCAGAACACCACAACUCAAGGCCAGCAGAUGUGCAAUACCAAUGCAGCUAGCAUGGAUGAGCAGAUGCUGCUAGCCCUACAGAUAUCCCAGCAGGAGCUGGAUGCACAGGAAAAACAACGCAAAGAAGAGGAGGAUGAACUACAGAGGAUUAUAGCACUUUCACUCACAGAGAAGUAGCAAGUUAUAUGAUUGGUUUAAAGAUUAUACUUUUGGAAUAUCACCUAUAUUUGUCAUCGUUAUGCGUGGGAAUUUUUUUGUUUUGAAGGCGUUACAAGAAAAUACAUGUUAGCAAGGGAGACAAGCCAGGUAUUAAAAUUGGUAUGAUCAUUAAUAUGAACCUUAAAUCAAGUACAGCACAUGUAAGAUCCAGUUCCGCAGCUUGAGGCAUGGCCGAUAAUGGUCUGAUCGCAUGACAGAGAUAGUGGUUUGUUCACAUGACUAGUCAUGUGAUACAUAAUUAUUUGUAGAAAUAGCAAAAAUUGGAAUUUAACAUAUUGCUGUUAAAGGUAUCAUGUGAUCAGGCAAAAAGUGGUUGUAUGUUUGUGUUGCUAUGACAAUGGAGGAACAUACGACAUGUUUAUUAUAAAUGACCAAGUUGAACAUUUUCUUUUUGUAAUGAUGUAAUGAUGAUGAAUUUUGGCAGUUGCAAGACAUUAGGUCAUGUGAUGUGAGGGAAUAUUUCCCUCUGUACUCUCUACUAUUUUUAUCAUCUGUUGUUUCUGGCUCAAUCCUAAUUCAAUAUUUGCUAUUCUCCCUUAAACAAAAUUGGAGGGUAUUGAGCUCAAAUCCUGAUGGAGAUGAUGCAAAAUUCUGAAAAAUAUGUUUUAAUUUUCCUUUGAAAAAGUUCAGUUCAGCCUCUCUAAGGUCAAAGGUGAAGUGUUGUUCACUGUUUACCUCAUGAUGAGUAGUAAUUUUAAUGCAAAUCCAUUGUUUUGUUUCAAAUUUGGAUUGGAAAUGAAAUUCAUAUGAAAAAAAAUAUGUAUAAGGUAUUGUAUUAAUAUUAGUUAUCCACCUUUUUAAUUUACUUUCAAUUGGUGCAAUUAUAAACUGGUUUAGUUUUAAAUAAAAUAUUUAUAAAAUUAAUUUAUUCAAAUUAAUACACACUCUGUUUUAAAUUGCAUUAGCAUAAACAAUAUAUAAUUUUAUAUACUGUAGUUAUUUUUAAUUUUCAUCCCACUGUCAAAUCUAUAUUUAUUUUUGAAUGGUUCACACUACCUAUUUUUUAUGUUACAAAUAUCAGUGAGUUGCCCAUAUUUAGGCGUGAUGUCCAGUGGGGGAUUCAAGGGGGUUGGGGGAGGAGCCAGCCUGAGCACCGACCCCCUAAAUUUUUCAAAAUUAUAAAUAUUUAAUUAUAAUCAAAUUUAAGUCUGAGAGUGUCAUUUCCAGCCAUCUAGAGGUGCCAUAAAUAAUAAAUUUUCUUUCCUCAGCUCCAACCAUGGUGGGGCUGAGGUGGGUGAACCCUCUAUUUGUAAAAGUACCUCCCUUGGCCCCCCUCUAUUUCAAAUUCCAGGAUCCACCACUUUUGUCACAUCAUGGUUAUAUCAUAUUAUACUCAUGUGGCAAAUCGCUGGUAAUUGUCCCAUAAAAUUUGAUGCGGUGUACUGAUCUGUAGAAAUAUUUCACGUUUAAAGGUAUUGUCUGCUUUGACAAAUUUGAAAAAUAAAUUCAAUAUUUAACUUGCUUAUUUGUAUAAUAAAGUAAAUUAUUAGCUUUAAAUGAGAAAAUAUUUUCAAUACCAUGUAACAGAUGGAACAGUUUCUGCACUCUUUGCACAGACCCACCCUUACGGCCGUUCCAAGGCAAAAACGACGCAACUUAACAAUGUAAGAGCAGUUAUGUUGUUUUGGGAUCUCGUCGGCCUACAACCGUCAGAUGCAGUGAGUACUCAGCCUUAGACUGUAAAAAUGGGUGGGGGAGCCAGGUUCCUCGAGGGAGGGUCCCCCUGUAAGCCCAGCUUGCACCGUCACUGGCUUUGAUCUGCGUUGAUAACUUAUUAGAUCCUUUCCAAAUGACCACUUUAAUUUUCUAUUGAAUUUUUGAAGAUUUUUCAUCAGAUUUCACAGACUUUUAUCUUUUAAGUUCAUUUUAAAAUAAUGAUUAUGAAUAAUUACAAAAAAUAUAAUUUUUUAAUGGUUGUAGUUUAUGAUUGUAUAUUUAUAAAAAUUGUUUGAAGAAGCCUUAUUUCAGCAUUAUUUUUAAUUGCUAAUAAUAAUAUAAAAUAUAAUAAAAUAAUAAUAAUGCUUCAGUAAGGCACUUCACAUGUGGACUGGUAGUACUUAGACAUCCUUCAAUAAGUUAAAUAUUACAUCCUUGCAGUUUGCAUCAUGCUGGAUGGAUGGAUGGUAGAAGUUUUUAUUGUGUUAUGUACAGUAAUUUGGAUGUAUUGUCAUAAUUUCAACUCAGUUGCCAACCGCAUGAAUGAUUAUCAUUAACAACAUAAUCAUCAUCACAUCAUAUUAAUCAUUAGAAUCAUCUCCAGAAGAUGAUGAUCAUAACCAUCAUUAUCAUCAACCUCAUCAUCAUUAUCACUGUCCCGAUCACCAUCAUUUAUCCUCAUCAUCAUAAAUCAUCACAUUUUUCAUUAUUAUUUUUGUAAUAUGGACAAUCGAGCUCUAUGCACACAAUCAGUAGGGAGCUUUCGAUUGCAUGACGACGGUAGAACGUAAUGACGUCACUAAAAGUCAUUUGUGUAUGCGAGAACGUUAGGGUCACCUCAUCGAGUAGAUUCUGGAACGCAAUUUGGCCAAAUCUGCAUAUGCAGAACGCAGAACGAUAGGUAGGACAGUCACGCAUGAGUGAUUCUGUUCUAACGUCGCGUCGAAAUCUCCCUAAUUUUUAUAUGUCAAAUGUGUGUGAUUUGCCCAUAUAUGGGCAAGAGGAUGUCACACCCAUGAGCAAAUUACAAAAAAAUAUGACACUUACAACUUUGUGAACAGAACUAGAGAUUUCAGAAAUACUUUUGUGUUUGAAAAUCAUUGUCUUUUUAAUAACUAAUCAUUGUCAUCACAUUGUUGCUACCAAAACAAAUGAAUUCUGGGGACUACUAAGAACAGUUUUCUUUUUCUUUUUUUUAUGAGAAAUGAUUUUAGUGGCAAACAUUCAUGUCACCUGUAUCUGCUAAAUGUAGGACAUGAAAUAUGAGGGAAAGUGGAAAAGUAUUUUGUUUAGUUAGUGAUCUAAGUGACCCAGCAACAGGGUAAUACCCUUGGGGAGGGGGACUUUCCUUUGUGCACUCCCCAGUUGAGAUGUACAAUCAUCAUAAAUUGUAUCUAUAUAUCAUUUUCUUUUGACCAUUUUCAUACUUGAAAAUGCAAAGUGCAAUAGUAGAUUAGUAACAUGCAAUUGGCAAACUUGUUACCUGUUGUAACUUGCACCACUAAGUUUAGGUGGAUAAAUAUUAGGAUUUUGCUAAAAAAAAAAGUUACAUUUCCAUCUUAUUUUAAGGUGCAUACAAUUAAAAUCUAUUAUAUAUGUUUAUGAAUUUUAUUUAUCUUUAGUAAUCUUGUAAAAUUAGAUUAAUUAGAUUAAUUUCAGAGUUUUCCCAUAGAAUUGGAACUUGUUUAUUAAAGGAAUGUACUGUAUACAUUUGUAAACUUUACUAGCAAAAGCUUUUAUGGGAAAUUCUAGGAUUUCUCCCGAGACUGAUUGUAGUAUUAGAAACUAACACCGGUAUGUAUUGUGGAAUUAUUUCACCAUACUUGGUCACUGAAUAGUGUAACAUACUGUAGGAAUAUGUUAAUCUUUUUUGUUAAUGGUUUAAAGUUAAUUUUGAAUUCAUUUGAAAAUGAAUUUGAGGUGGCAUGCAUGGUUUGAUAAC
Anneissia japonica is the source of this 5606-nucleotide messenger RNA. Its product is annotated as ankyrin repeat domain-containing protein 13D-like. The coding region runs from base 98 to 1966 and encodes 622 amino acids. The record is from RefSeq and is a predicted model, not a curated record. The transcript has 13 exons. Gene Ontology annotation, cellular component: cytoplasm. Lineage: Eukaryota; Metazoa; Echinodermata; Crinoidea; Comatulida; Comatulidae. Gene Ontology annotation, molecular function: protein binding.